This is a messenger RNA of Nicotiana attenuata, 2667 nucleotides long. RefSeq lists its product as uncharacterized. Bases 1 to 2667 code for a protein of 888 amino acids. The record is from RefSeq and is a predicted model, not a curated record. The transcript has 4 exons. NCBI's taxonomy places the organism in Eukaryota, Viridiplantae, Streptophyta, Magnoliopsida, Solanales, Solanaceae.
AUGACAGGAGCAAAAGCAAGAUCAAAAUCUACAGAUGAAUCAGUUAAAAAGCUGAAAGCUCAACUACAAAGUUACAUGAUAUCUAAUGAUUCGAGGAUUGAUGAAUUAGGUAACAAAAUCGAUAAGUUGUUGGAGAAGAUGAUCGCACCACAAGGAGGAAUCCUGGGGAGUGCACCAGCUGAAGGAAUGCAGAUUAUGGGGUCUGGUAGUCGAACUCUAGCUGGAGAAAAUGGUGAACCUUUAUUUGGUCGAUCUCAGGGAAACUUUUCUCAUUCCAAAUGGGAAAUUCCAUAUUUUGAAGGAGUAGAUCCUUGUGCUUGGUUGCGUAAAUGUGAGAGCAAGGGUAUAGUUAGAUGGGCCAAUUUUACCGCAGAAAUCUGUAAUAGAUUUGAAGGUGCAACUAACAGUAAACUGAAUCUUAUUGGUGAAUUUAAAAACAUAGAACAAAAAGGGACUGUUAAUGAAUAUUUGGAGCAAUUUGAAGACUUGAAGGCUUGGGUGUUGAUUAGGAACCCAACUAUACCUGAGGAUUUCUUCUUAGAGUUUUUCAUUGAAGGACUCAAGGAAGAAAUUAGACACUCUGUUAAGCUGUUAGAACCAUAUUCAUUCAGUAAGGUUGUGGAGAAAGCUAGACACCAGGAGAAUAUGAUUGAGUUCUUGAACAAGAAGGAAAAGGCACAAAGGAAUAGGGGUUUAACUACAAACUACUCUGCCCAGACCAUUAAAGCACCUAAUAGCUCAGAGGCAAUUGAAACAGGUGAAGCAGGAAUUGAAGAAACUGAGCCAUACUUACAAGAGGAGGAAGUAGUUGAUGAGGCAAUUAGCCUAAAUGCCUUGUCAGGAACUGAGGUUCCUAAUACUAUUAAACUGAGAGGUGAAUCUAAGAAAAAUAGUAUGUCAAUUUUGCUGGACUCAGGGAGUACACACAGUUUUUUGGACAUGGAAACUGCUAAAGAAAUGGGAUGUGCAAUCAAGGAGACCUCUCCCAUGAGGGUUACUGUGGCUAAUGGGAAUCAUGUGAUGAGUUAUCACACUUGUCCCACCUUUAAAUGGAAGAUUCAAGGGGUUGAAUUUGAAGAUUCAGUGAGGUUGAUUAGAUUGGGAGGAAAUGAAAUGAUUCUAGGAGGGGACUGGAUGAAAAAACACAACCCUAUACUCCUAGAUUUCAUAGAGUACAAGGUUGAAGUGACUCACAAAGGGAAAAUAGUGGAGCUGAAAUGGAUUUACAGUCAAGGGGAGCUAAAAGGUAUGUCUGCCUAUGGGGUGAAACAACUACUCAAAAAAGGGAAGACAGUUUGGGCUCAUCUAUUCACCAUUUCAGCAACAGAAGAGCAAAAAGAAGGGGAAAUACCUGCAGAAAUCAGCACACUCCUCCAUCAGUAUGUGGAUGUAUUUGCUGAGCCUACUUCCUUACCUCCCAAGAGGAAUCAUGACCAUCACAUUCCCCUGAAAGCAGAUGAAAUCCAGUCAGUAUCAGGCCAUACAGGUAUAAAUUUUUUCAAAAAAAAUAAAAUAGAGAAACAAGUCAAUGAGAUGUUGCAUAAUGGUCUAAUACAACCCAGUCAUUCUCCAUUUUCUUCUCCUGUGCUAUUGGUUAAGAAGAAAGAUGGUAGUUGGAGGUUUUGUAUUGACUAUAGAGAAUUAAAUAACAUGACUAUUAAGGAUAAAUUCCCAAUCCCUUUAGUGGAAGACUUAAUGGAUGAGCUAUGUGGAUCAAGUGUGUAUUCUAAGAUUGACUUAAGGGCAGGCUAUCACCAAAUCAGAAUGGGAGAAAGUGAUAUAUACAAAACUGCAUUUAGAACUCACUUGGGUCAUUAUGAGUUUAGGGUCAUGCCUUUUGGCUUGACCAAUGCACCUGCCACCUUCCAAUCUUUAAUGAAUCAUGUAUUUCAGCCCUACUUGAGAAAGUUUAUUUUAGUAUUUUUUUAUGACAUAUUGGUCUACAGUCCUUCUAUGUCAACUCAUGUCAUCCAUCUCACAAAGGUAUUGGAAGUAUUAAGAACUGAACAACUCUUUGCUAAGCUGUCCAAGUGUUCUCUUGGACAACUUAAGGUGGAUUACUUGGGUCACAUUAUCACUAGGGAAGGAGUGUCUACUGACCCCUCUAAGAUUGAGGCCAUGUCUAAACGGCCUAUUCCUAAUUCAAUUAAGGCUUUGAGAGGGUUCCUAGGGCUGACAGGAUAUUACAGGAGGUUCAUUAAGUCAUAUGGAAUCAUUAGCAAACCACUGACAAACUUGUUGAGGAAAAAUGCCUUUCAGUUGAAUUUAGAGGCUGAACAAGCAUUUUUUCAGCUUAAGAAAGCUAUGACAACAGCCCCUGAAGGCAGACCUAUUGCCUUCUUCAGUAAAACAUUAGCCCCUAGACACAUGGGGUUAUCUACUUAUGAGAAGGAGUACAUGGCUGUGUUAUCUGUAGUUGACAGGUGGAGACACUACUUACAGGGGAGUUAUUUUAUUAUAAAAACUGACCAUCACAGUUUAAAAUAUUUGUUGGAGCAAAGAGUGACUACUGCAUUACAGCAAAAAGGUUUAACUAAGUUGUUGGGGUUGGACUAUGAGAUACAGUACAAAAGAGGGGCUGAAAAUAAAGUAGCAGAUGCAUUGUCCAGAAGACAAGAGGAGGAGUCUGAAUUGUGUGCUGUUUCUACCGUGGACCUACAUGGAUGA